AUGAGCUGCUUGGGGAUGGCCUUUGCAGUUGUGCUGUUCCUGACUGGCCUGGCUUCUUAUCAUGGAUUCAACUUGGAUGUGGAGGAGCCCCUGGUCUUCCAAGAGGACGGAGCCAGCUUUGGCCAGAGCGUGGUCCAGUUUGACAGAUCUAGACUGGUGGUGGGAGCCCCCUUGGAGGUGGUCACAGUCAACAAAACGGGACGGCUGUACGACUGCACGCCUGCCACCCGUGGGUGUCAGCCCAUCUCGCUGAACACCACCUCAGAGGCUGUGGACAUGUCCCUGGGCCUGUCCCUGGCGGCCUCCACCCAUCUCUCCCAGCUGUUGGCCUGCGGCCCGACUGCGCACAAAGCCUGCGGGGAGAACGUGCACGUGAAAGGCACUUGCCUCCUGUUGGACUCCCGUCUGCAGAUCGUCCGGACGGUCCCCGCCGCCCCGCCAGAGUGUCCAAAUCAAGAGAUAGACAUUGCCUUCUUGAUUGAUGGCUCUGGCAGCAUUGACCGAGCCGACUUUAAACGAAUGAAGGACUUUGUCAGAGCUGUGAUGGACCUGUCCAAGGGCACCGACACGCAGUUCUCGCUGAUGCAGUAUUCAAACCUUAUGAAGACCCACUUCACCUUCAGCCAAUUUCAGACCACUCGGAACUCUCGGAGCCUAGUGGAUCCUAUCGCCAAACUGAAUGGUCUGACGUUCACAGCCACCGGUAUCCGGAGAGUGGUGAGAGAACUAUUUCACAGUAGGAAUGGGGCCCGUAUGAAUGCCAAGAAAAUCAUCAUUGUCAUCACAGACGGGGAGAAAUUUAAAGACCCCCUGCAAUACAGCGACGUCAUCCCUGAGGCAGAGAAAGCCAACAUCCUCCGUUACGCCAUCGGGGUGGGAGAUGCUUUCCAGGCACACACUGCCAGGCGGGAGUUGAACACCAUUGGCUCCAUGCCUUCAAAGGACCACGUGUUCAUGGUGGACAACUUUGCAGCACUCAGCAGCAUCCAAGUGCAGCUUCAGGAGAAGAUCUUUGCAGUUGAGGGAACUCAGUCGAGGACAAGUAGCUCCUUCCAGCAUGAGAUGUCUCAAGAAGGCUUCAGUUCCAUCCUCACAAUGGAUGGGCCUGUUCUGGGGGCUGUGGGGAGCUUCAGCUGGUCUGGAGGUGCCUUCUUGUACCCCCAAAAUAAGAACCCCACCUUCAUCAACAUGUCCCAGGAGCACGUGGACAUGAGGGACUCUUACCUGGGUUACUCCACAGAGCUGGCCCUUUGGAAGGGGCAACAGAGCCUGAUCCUGGGGGCCCCCCGCCAUCAGCACACCGGGAAGGUGGUCCUCUUCACCCAGGUGUCCAGGCAAUGGAGGCCGAAGGCUGAAGUCACAGGGAGCCAGAUCGGCUCCUACUUCGGGGCCUCCCUCUGCUCCGUGGAUGUGAAUGGAGAUAGUAGCUCUGACCUGGUCCUCAUCGGGGCCCCCCAUUUCUACGAGCAGACCCAGGGGGGGCAGGUGUCCGUGUGCCCAUUUCCCCGGUGGACAGCUAAGUGGAAGUGUAAUGCUGUUCUGCGAGGGGUGCCGGGCCACCCCUGGAGCCGCUUUGGGGCAGCCCUGACCACGAUGGGGGAUGUGAAUGGGGACAGGCUGGUGGAUGUGGCCAUUGGGGCCCCGGGAGAGCAGGAGAACCAGGGUGCUGUUUACCUGUUCCACGGAACCUCAGAACUGGGCAUCAGCCCCUCCCACAGCCAGCGGAUCACAGGCUCCCAGCUCUCCCUCGGGCUCCAGUAUUUCGGGCGUUCGCUGAGCGGGGGUCAGGACCUCACGAAGGAUGGACUGGUGGACCUUGCUGUGGGGGCCCGGGGACACGCGCUGCUGCUCAGGAGCCUGCCAGUGCUGAAGGUGAACGUGACUAUGAAAUUCACACCCCCGGAGGUGACAAAGGCUGUGUAUCAGUGCUGGGAUGAGCUGACCACCACCAUGGAAGCUGGGCACGCCACAGUCUGUCUCACCAUCCACAAAAGCUCACAGGAUCGCCUAGCUGACGUCCGAUGCUCUGUCACAUACGAUCUGGCGUUGGAUCCAGGUCGGCUGAUUUCUCGUGCUGUUUUUGGUGAGACCAAGAACUGGACUUUGACUCGAAGAAAAACCCUAGGGCUGGGAGAGCACUGUGACUCCAUGAAGCUGCUUUUACCAGACUGUGUGGAGGACAUGGUGAACCCCAUUAUCCUGCGACUCAACUUCUCCCUGGUUGGGGAGCCCAUCGCCUCAUCUCAGAACCUCCGCCCUGUGCUGGCUGUAGGCUCCCAGGACCUCUUCACGGCCUCCCUCCCCUUUGAGAAGAACUGUGGGCAUGAUCACCUUUGUGAAGGGGACCUCAGUGUCAACCUGAGCUUCUCAGGGUUGGAGAUCCUGGUGGUGGGGAGCUCCCUGGAGCUCAAUGUGAUAGUGAUGGUGUCCAAUGAGGGCGAGGAUUCCUAUGGAACAGUGAUCAGCUUCUACUAUCCAGCAGGGCUGUCCUAUCGACGCACGUUAGCAAUCCAGCAACCUGGUCAGCGUCCCCUGCGCCUGGCAUGUGAAGCAGUGCCCACCAGAAACGAGGGCCUGAAGAGCAGCAGCUGUAGCAUCAACCACCCCAUCUUCCAUGAGGGCAUUAAGGGCACCUUCAUAGUCACAUUUGAUGUCUCCUACAAGGUCACCCUAGGAGAUAAGUUGCAUCUCAGGGCCAAUGUAAGCAGUGAAAAUAAUAAACCUACAUCCAACAAGACUACCUCCCAGCUGGAGCUCCCAGUGAAAUAUGCUGUCUACACAGUGAUCAGCAGUCAAGAAGAAUCCACCAAGUACUUCAAUUUUUCAACUUCUGACCAGAAGAGCACAAGAGAAGCUGAGCAUCGAUAUCGUGUGAAUAACCUGAGUCAGCGUGAUCUGGCCAUCAGCGUUCAUUUCUGGGUCCCCGUUCUGCUGAACGGUGUGGCCGUGUGGGAUGUGGCGUUGGUGGCCCCUUCACAGAGUCUCCCCUGUGUGUCAGAGAGGGAACCUCCGCAGCAGCCGGAUUUCCAGAUCCAGAUGCCAAGCAGUCUUGUGCUGAACUGCUCCGUCGCUGACUGCCUGAGGUUCCGCUGUGACAUCCCCUCCUUCGGCGUCCAGGAGGAGCUUGACUUCAUCCUAAAGGGCAACCUUAGCUUCGGCUGGACCAGCCAGUUGCUGCAGAAGAAGACGUUGGUCGUGAGCAUGGCUGAAGUCACAUUCAACAGAUCUGUGUACACCCAGAUUUCAGGACAGGAGGCAUUUUUGAGAGCCCAGGUGGAGAUGGUGCUAGAAGAGUAUGAGGUCUACAACCCCAUGCCCCUCCUUGUGAGCAGCUCCAUGGGAGGACUGCUGCUCCUGGCCCUCAUCACAGCCCUACUGUACAAGUGUGGCUUCUUCAAACGUCAAUACAAAGAAAUGAUGGAUAACCAGCCUGAAGACACUGCUGUACUCAACGGGGAAGAUAUCCACAGUGAGACCCCAGAUCCACCUUUGUCCGAAUAA
This is a messenger RNA of Rangifer tarandus platyrhynchus (Svalbard reindeer), 3501 nucleotides long. NCBI's taxonomy places the organism in Eukaryota, Metazoa, Chordata, Mammalia, Artiodactyla, Cervidae. The record is from the annotation of a GenBank genome assembly.